This is a messenger RNA of Penicillium canariense, 2217 nucleotides long. RefSeq names its product Zn(II)2Cys6 transcription factor. The transcript is spliced from 6 exons. Gene Ontology annotation, molecular function: DNA-binding transcription factor activity, RNA polymerase II-specific; zinc ion binding; DNA binding. The record is from RefSeq and is a predicted model, not a curated record. Gene Ontology annotation, biological process: DNA-templated transcription; regulation of DNA-templated transcription. Bases 1 to 2217 code for a protein of 738 amino acids. Lineage: Eukaryota; Fungi; Ascomycota; Eurotiomycetes; Eurotiales; Aspergillaceae. Gene Ontology annotation, cellular component: nucleus.
AUGUCGACAGACACGUUUGAGCCCGGCGACGACGGCGACUCGCCGCUCCCGGUAUGGGGGCCAGGCAAAACCGCCAUUGGGAGAGCGCGGCUGCCAUCCAGUCGCCGAAGGGACAGAGUCCAGCUAUCCUGCGAUCUCUGCCGCAGGAGAAAGCUGCGCUGUGACCGGCAGCAACCGUGUGCAACUUGCACGCAGAGAGGACUCGGCUUGUCCUGCGCGUACAGGCCCAGCCCCCAAGCGCUGGGAGACGGCACCGUGCAGCCUGUUCGCCCCGUGGCUACUGUGCAGGACCGCAUCAAGCAGCUCGAGGACCUGGUGGUCGACCUUAUGCAAAAGAUGUCAGCGGCGAAUGUGCCACCGCUAGCUUCGUCGUCUAACCCGUCUCCCAGCGCCAACACGCCACUGGCCACGCCGGCGGCAGACGGUGCCCACCAAGUCAACUCGCCAGACUUGGAUCACGGCAGCAUGCGGCUGACAAAAUCCGGGGCAAGCUAUGUCCACGGAACGCAUUGGGCGGCCGUGUUGGAUGGCAUCGCGGAGCUCAAAGAUCACUUUGACAGGGACGACGAGGCGCGUCCGCGUCCGCAUCCCCUCGGCACUGCGCAGCCACCGCAGGUAAACCUCAGCGGGCCGCAACUUAUACACGGCUUUACAAAGGUCGCUACCAGAGACGAGAUAUUGGCGUCGAUACCGCCUCGCCAUAUUGUGGACAGGCUGGUCUCGCGGUAUUUCAAUUCGUUUGAAAUGUCGCCAGCUGUAUUGCAUAGUGUUCAAUUCUUGCGGGAAUACCGCGAAUUCUGGACAGAUACCUCGGAAACACCAAUCAUUUGGAUAGGUCUCUUGUUCAGCAUCAUGUGCCUCGCAACCUUGUUUGAGCAGUUUCAGCAAGGUCCACAGGAUCAGGUUCCUGGAACGCCUUCCAAAAACGAACUCCAAGACAUGGUGAGCAAUUUCAGGCUCCGCAUCGUGCAAUGUCUUAUCCUCGGAGACUACACCAAAGGGGGCGUGUAUGUGUUAGAGACCCUCUUGCUAUACAUGGCCGUCGAACUAUUUCUUCGAAGAGACGCCGAGAUUGGCAUCUGGAUCCUUCUCGGCAUCAUUGUCCAGCUGUCCAUGCACAUGGGCUACCACCGGGACCCGAAGAACUUUCGCGGCAUCUCUCCCUUUGACGGCGAGAUGCGCAAGCGAGUCUGGGCCACACUGUUGGAGGUGCAACUGGGCAUCUCGAUGCAAAUGGGCCUUCCGCGGCUGAUUGCGCAGUGGCAGACCAACACCACGGAGCCCUCCAACUUGCAGGACACCGACUUCAACAAGGACACAGUCAGCAUGCCUGCGUCGCGGCCAGAAACAGAUCUUACGCCCAUGGUCUUUCGCAUCGUCAAAGCUAGGAUGAUGACAGCCAUUGGCUACAUUUGGGACUUUGCCGCCGACACGAGAGCAUGCAGUCGUGAGGAAACGGAACGCAUGGAAAAGAACCUCCAAGACGCGCGCGCCUCGAUUCCCGAGUGUCUCCAGUGGCGGUCCAUGGCAGACUGCAUCAUGGACUCGCCGCACGUCAUCAUGCAAAAGAUUUGCCUCGAAAUCAUGUUUUACCGCGCCAAGCUCGUCCUCCACCGCAAAUACCUGCACCUCUCGCAGUCCAACGCCGACUACCACCAAUCCCAGAUGGCAUGCCUCAACGCAGCGCUAAAGCUGCUCGCGUACCAGCAAAUGCUCGAGGAAGAGACGCAGCCGUUCUGCCAAUUGCACCACGAGCGGUGGAAGGUGUCUUCGCUUGUCAAUCACGAUUUUCUGCUAGCGACCAGCGUUCUCUGUCUCUAUCUGAAGCAGUCGGCGGGCGAUACCAAUGCGCAAGCAGAGUCCCCGACUGCGCACGACAUUCGCACGGCUCUGAACCAGGCAUAUGGCAUUUGGCUGCAGUCAAGCGAUACCUCGCGAGAGGCGUGGAAGGCAGCGAAAGCUCUGAGCAUUGUCUUGUCGCAGCCAGGACCUGGCAAUGUGCGCCACGAUGAGCAGCCGCUCUCCUCUUUAGAUGUACGGGGCGAUUAUUUUGAACAAUUUGGUCUUCAGUUCCCUCCGCUAGACGGCUCUGUUCUGAUGGACUGGCCCUUUGCGAACAACGACGCUAUAUACACUGCUGGCAUCCAGGCUACGCCGCAAAAUCUCGGCUGGUCAAUGACGGGUAUUGGUGGGGAUGCUAUGUACUUGGAGCAGUAG